UUGACACGUUUGUUAUUUAUUUAUUUGCUAUCAUCUAUUAGAGAAAGAAACAAGUCCACGACUCUUAUAAGAUAGUGCUAGUAAAAGGCCUCUCCUCUCCUCCAUAUCUCCAUCUUCAACAAGUAAACUAAAGCAGCAUGAGCAUGGAAGAGAGUCUUCUGAGCUCGAAAUCGGAGCAGCUGCGAAGCUUAAAGACCGAAGUUUGGGUUGAGUCGAAGAAAAUAUGGAGAGUUGCAAUGCCAAGUAUAAUCUCAAGAGUUAGUUCAUUUGGUACACUUGUUGUUACACAAUCAUUCAUCGGGCACGUAAGCUCGUUAGAUCUUGCUGGCUACGCGCUUGUCCAAACAUUAAUCGUGCGAUUCAUCAACGGUAUUUUGCUUGGAAUGUCGAGCGCGACAGAAACUCUUUGCGGCCAAGCAUACGGCGCCAAACAAUACCACAUGAUGGGAAUAUACUUGCAAAGAUCAUGGCUCAUUGAUCUCAUCACUCUAACUAUUCUUCUUCCUAUCCUAAUCUUCGCGGCGCCAAUAUUUAAAAUGCUCGGUCAGGAUCCGAGUGUCUCGGACUCUGCUGGAUAUAUUUCUUUGUGGUUUAUACCUUUCACUUAUGGCAUCAUCUUCAGCCUCACCAUACAGAUGUAUCUACAAGCGCAGCAGAAGAAUGCGAUAAUUGCUUGGCUAAGUGUGCUGCAAUUCGUCGUCCAUAUCCUGUUGUCUUGGCUAUUUACGAAUAUUUUGGGGCUUGGAGUUGCCGGCGCCAUGGUUGCGCUGUCGAUAUCUUCUUGGCUCGUCGUUUUGGGAGAGUUUGUGUACAUUUUUUGUGGAUGGUGUCCCAACACUUGGAAAGGAUUGUCCAUUGCGGCCGUGAAGGACUUGAUUCCGGUCAUGAAGCUAUCAAUAUCAUCGGGUGUGAUGGUUUGUUUGGAGCUGUGGUACUAUGCAAUAUUGGUGUUAGUCGCGGGCUACAUGAAAAAUGCCGAGAUCGCCAUAGCUGCCUUUUCUGUUUGCCUUAACAUCACCGGCUGGAUAGUGAAUCUCUUUGUCGGAUUAAUGGGCGCCGCGUGUGUGCGCGUGGCGAAUGAAUUGGGGCGAGGAGAUGCAAAGGCAGUAAAGUUUUCGAUCAAAGUUGUGAUGGGCACAGGAGUGGUGAUAGGGGUUCUCCUUUGGGUGCUUUGCUUGUGCUUUGGCAACAAGCUCGGACACUUGUUCAGUGACGAUGAGGAAGUUGUGGAGCUCGUGGGAGAUCUUUCCGUCCUGCUCGCUAAUACGGUUUUGCUUGGCAGCAUCUUCCCAUUGCUCUCAGGUGUGGCAGUCGGAACUGGUUUGCAGACAAAGGUUGCCGUUAUUAAUUUCAUAUGCUUCUACGUCCUCGGAUUGCCAAUAGGCAUUGUUCUCGGAUACGUCGUACAUCUUCAAGUUAAGGGCAUCUGGGGUGGACUUCUGGUGGGAGUUGGAUGUCAGACAAGUUUACUUAGCUUCUUGAUUUGGAGGACAAAUUGGGAGAAUGAGGUCUCAAAAGCUUCAGAACGUUUAGAUAAAUGGAAUCUGAGAUCACCAAAUGGAAGCAAUUGAUGAAAGGAAUCGAAAGCUCGGAAACAAGUAUAGGUGAUCGAUAGGUUCAUUUCUUUUGGCAUUUGCAACAAAAAUCUGAUAAAAUUGUGAAUCCAUUUAUGUGUUUGAUCACUUUUUAUUUUACAUUUUUAAUUAAUAUCUUGUGUCUUUCA
Molecule: messenger RNA, 1723 nt
Organism: Andrographis paniculata
Lineage: Eukaryota; Viridiplantae; Streptophyta; Magnoliopsida; Lamiales; Acanthaceae
Product: protein DETOXIFICATION 24-like
Exons: 9
Coding region: 138-1571 (477 amino acids)
Biological process (GO): xenobiotic detoxification by transmembrane export across the plasma membrane
Cellular component (GO): membrane
Molecular function (GO): antiporter activity; xenobiotic transmembrane transporter activity
Source: RefSeq, a predicted model, not a curated record